Cuculus canorus (common cuckoo) is the source of this 5349-nucleotide messenger RNA. It is a transcript of the gene CADM3, whose product is annotated as cell adhesion molecule 3. Gene Ontology annotation, cellular component: presynaptic membrane. The record is from RefSeq and is a predicted model, not a curated record. Gene Ontology annotation, biological process: homophilic cell-cell adhesion. Bases 99 to 1466 code for a protein of 455 amino acids. Lineage: Eukaryota; Metazoa; Chordata; Aves; Cuculiformes; Cuculidae. The transcript has 11 exons.
AAUCCCCGCCGCUGCCGCACCGCCGGCUCCAGCCCGGAGAGCAGCGCCGCGCCCGGUGCCGCCGCCUUCGCUGCGGCUCCCCCGGCCCCGCCGCCACCAUGCUGCCCCUCGGCAUCCUCCUGCUCCUCGCCUGCUUCGGCGCCGCCCGCGGCAACCUCUCCCGCGACGAGAGCCAGCCCACGACGUCGGACGAGACCGUGGUGGCCGGUGGUACGGUGGUGCUCAAGUGCCAGGUGGAGGAUCCCGAUGACUCCUCGCUGCAGUGGUCCAACCCUGCCCAGCAGACCCUCUACUUCGGGGAGAAACGAGCCCUGAGAGACAACAGGAUCCAACUGGAGAAGUCCACACCCAACGAGCUGACCAUCAGCAUCAGUGACGUGGUCCUGUCGGAUGAGGGGGAAUACACCUGCUCCAUCUUCACCAUGCCCGUGCGGACUGCAAAGGCCCUGGUCACCGUGCUGGGAAUCCCUCAGAAACCUCAGAUCUUCGGCCAUGAGCAGCCCAUUGAUGAGGAGAAGAUGGCCCGGCUGACCUGCCAGUCCUCUGGCAGCAAGCCUGCAGCCCAGCUCCGGUGGAGGAAGGGCAACAAGGAGCUGAAGGACGAGGGCACUGAGGUGGUGGAGGAUCCCAAUGGCAAAACCUUCACCGUGAGCAGUCGGGUGGAGUUCCGUGUCACCAAGGAGGACAACGAAGCUGAGGUGACCUGCACCGUGGACCACGAAUCCCUGCAGAACUCUGAGAGGUCGACCACGCAGAAGCUGCAGGUCCACUACAAGCCGACAGCGAAGAUCGAGCCGCGUCCGCAGUACCCGCGGGAAGGCCAGGAGCUCCAGCUGCAGUGUGACGGGCAGGGCAACCCCAUCCCCCAGGAAUUCCUCUGGGAGAAGGAGGGCAGCACGGCGCCCCUGCAGCGGAGCUCCAACAGCAUCCUCAUCUUCCCCUUCCUCAACAAGAGCGACAGCGGCACCUACGUCUGCACAGCCACCAGCUCCAUGGGCAGCGUCGUGGCCAAGUACAACCUCGACGUCAGCGAUCUUUCCCAGCUCCCCACCCCACACGUUCACUCCACUCCAGCCCCUCCGCCAGGCCCUUCCCAGCCCAUCUCUCAUGCAUCCAUGGCCACCGCUUCAUCCUUCACUCCAGCUCCCAUCCAAGAUGCCAGCCCAGUGCCCUCGACUUCCAGCACCUACCACGCGGUGAUCGGUGGGGUGGUUGCCGUCAUUGUCUUCCUCCUGCUCAGUCUUCUCAUUGUGUUGGGACACUACCUGAUCAGACACAAAGGUAUGUGCAUAAGACACGGGGAGACGGUCCCAUCCAGACAUCGGCCAAACCCAGCAGAGGUGAUGUGCACCUACCUGACGCACGAGGCCAAGGGAUCGGACGAUGCCCCAGAUGCCGACACGGCCAUCAUCAACGCAGAGGGCGGCCAAGCCAGCGGCGAUGACAAGAAGGAAUAUUUCAUCUAGGGGUGUCGGAGAGAGAGAGAGAGAGAGAGAGAGAGAAAUGGAGCCAACAGACCCUGAUGGAAACGGAAACCAGACCACAAACCCCACUCAACCCAACAGAUUUUCUCUCGCGCCCGGCACGGGCAAACGGACAGAGGGAUGGCGGGACAGAGAGCAGAGAGCGACCGGCCUGAGACAUGAUGCUUCUUCUUGAACUUGUACAAAACAUUACUACUACGAACAGCGAAAGCCCCGGCCCCGUUUGCUUGCUUGCACCUCCAUCCCUGCGACCGGCGCUCGCACAAAACACAUUCCAACCAGUGAGUGAGCGACUUUCCUUCUUCCUUUGGACCUUUGCUUUGGUUUCGUGGCUGCUCUUUGCUUUGGGCCCUUGGUUGGGAUGUUGGGCUGGGGUUGAUGUAGCUCUUUCCUUUGUUUCUCUCCAUUUUGGUUUCUUUGACAUCCAAGGAUAAAAUCAGGUCCAGGCUCGGGGCAAUUGGGCGGCCCCUCUGUCACAAACGCUCGCCCCAUGCCUUCCACCGAGAGCCGGGACCCGCAUUCCCAUUGCUCCUCCAGCCUCGGCUGCUGUGUGGUGGCCCCAACCCCAACUGGGAUGGGACACGUGGCCAGUGGGAUGGAGCAGCACGCCAGCUGAGGUCUUGGCGUGUAGCGGGGGUCAAGCCGGGAAGGAACCCCAAGUCCCUGCCCUGAUUUUAUCCUUGGUGGUUCUUGUUGAACAGUGUCCAUUCCGGAGGAGAGCUGUCCUCGUGCAGUACGUGUGUGAAGGGGGGGUGAGCUUCCAGGGUGGGAACCGCUGAGGCCCCCAGAGAGACUGGGAGCUGCCGGGCACUGCGGCUCCCCGGUCCCACCCCAGUGGGAGGGGGGAGGGCAGAGAUUUGGGGGCGAAUCCAGAGAGAAAAAGCCCCAACUUUACAAAUGUCUCAGAUUGGAAACAUCGAUUUGAAACCAUCUAUUGAGAUGUUCAGUGUGGGAGGUCACCUGCGCUGGGAACACUGGGGAGAGCUGAUGGGUCUGCAGCCAUCGCCACCCGCCUCUUGGCUGGGACGGCUUUGGGAACCUCUGGAAAAGCAGUUUAAACCCUGAGAGCAGCUUCUAUCAGAGCCGACACAGCUGGUGGUACCGCAGGAGUGGAGUGCAGCUGGAAAGGAGCCGCUCCCCAGGAGCUCCAGCAGUCCAGAGCGGCACCGGGGCUGUGGUUUCUCUGGCUGAGGUGUGUGAAAAGGGGCUCCAAAGGCAUCGGUUUCUUGGAGCUGUCUGUUCCCCUUCCCUCCUUGGCCCCUUGGCAGGGCAGGGCUGAGCUUGGAGAAAGCUGUGUCCCUCUCAGCUCCAAGGGCUGCAGCCAACGGCUGCCAAAACGCCCAAGAGUAGCUUCUCGGUAGGUUGGGGGUCUCCAAGGAAGCUUGCGUGAUCAUUCCCUACCUCCUACGUGUUCCGCUAUCUCUUCCAAGGCAAAACCAAGAAGCUUUCCCAAUCUCUCUAGUACAUCCCCAGGGUCCGCUUGGCCCAUUUCAGCCACACGCCCCCAGGAUGGGGCUGUAGCGGAUGAUACAUUCCGGUAUCUGCAGGACACUCCCCGUUCCCGAGGAGCCAGGCCCCAUCCCUCACCCUCAGGAUGAGGUUUUUCAGCUUCCCAGGAUCUCAGCACCUCUUGGUCUGGACAUAAGGAGCUCACAGGAGCUCACCCUUCAGCUGGGCAUCCCUUCGAUUUUGGGUUGUCUGGAGGAGAAGAGCCCUUCGGGAAGGAGCAAAAGCCCUCAGCGGUGUGGGUAACCUCACCUCGGAGGCAAAGGAAGAGCUGGCAUCCUCCACUGUGGAAUCCUGGGUGUCCGUAAGGCAGGUAGCAUCACUCCCAACCAGAACCUGGGAGCGGGGCACGAGGAGGAUGGCCAUGGGGAAGCUGUCGCAGGGCUGGAACGGGGCUGGGUCCAAGCAGACAAGGAGGAAGAGGCACCCAACUCGGUGGCGGGCGCAGGGUGUGAGUGAGUGGGGCGUUAUGACACGUGAGCAGACGUGGCACGGUUCACCGUGGCCCGGGUGUCUGCAGGCAGCAGGGUGGUAGCACCUCAAGAAGCGUAUGAAGCCUUCGUCACCGCACACAGGGAAGAAAACCUGUGGUUUUCUCAAUGUUGGUCUUCCCUUCCCAUCUCUUUGGAGGAGGAUGUUGGCCUGGGGUCCCAACAAGUGGCUCGGAGCUGGUUUUGAGGGAUGCAGGAGAUAACGCUGCAGGUGUUGAUGCUGUUAACUCCUUCACUGCACACUGAGCACAUACAAAUGCGUGACCCGACGCUUCGCAAAGCUCUUUAACAUCCACUAUCGAUAGACCUAAUUCCUUCAAAUAAAAAUGGAAGGACGUGUUUCCAAGUAGAAUUUAAUCUCAUUGUAAGUCUACGUGCUGGAGAUGGUGAUGGAGAAUGCCUCAAGCCCGGAACCGGGAGGGAGGGGGAUUAACUGGUCCGUGGGGAAAGGGAGGUGGGAGAUGAGGUUUGUGCCCCCUUUGAGGCAGCACGGGCACAGCCGUGGCCAAUUUGUCCCCAGUGCCGCUGCAUCAAGGACACUGGUGGUCACCGCUUUACCCUGGUGGCCAGGAUUGGACCUUUUUGAGACGCCUCGUGGUGUUCGGAAGCGGCAGGAUGCAGCGUGGGGAGAGGCUGAGCUUGCGGUCCUGGGUGUCACAGGUCCUGGGAGUGGUGGGAGCAUGAGGUUCAAGCAAGAGCCAGCAGGCUUUGGUAGGUGCAAGGCAGCAGGAACCCCACUGCCGAGGAGGAGAGCCCGUGUUGCGUGGGGGAGGUGUGGGAAAACACCAGGUUCCACGCAGGAAAAGGGAGAUGCUGUUGAAGGAGCACGAGGGGUAACGAGGACACCAUCACGAGACUGGUGUGGGAUGGUUGCACCCGCCGUGCUGCCAGUGGAAGGUGGGACGGGGUGCACCACGUGAUGGAAAAAAACCCCACUUUUGAGGCUCUGACGGAUAGAUCUUGUCCGUGGGUGUGAGGAAUGGUGGGAAGAGCCAUUCUGGGAGCCCAGGGCGUGGUGGGGUUGAGUCUUUUGGGGUGACGAAUAUGUCGGGGUGUGCAGAGGAACAGGUACGCAGCCAGGAGUGGGGCGUGAUGGGCGUCACACGGUGGGGAUGGGGGGGUUGGAAGGGUGGACCUUGCUGUACGCGCUGUGGUCGCUGGGUCAGGGCUGUUUGGGGGAGGGAGGUACCCCGUGUCCUACGUACAAGAGGUGCUGUGGGUGCUGUGAAGGGGUGGGGAGGUGAUGGGGUGCACGGCGUCACGGACGGUGGAUGCACUACGGGGUGGGGCGAAGCAGCAAUGGGGCAAGCGGUGACAUGAGGGACAAUGUCACAGGAGCUCCUGUCCCUCCUUGCCGGUACCCAUCAAAGCAGGCAAUGUCACCGCGUGGCUGGAAGAGCCCAAGAGCAUCGGCCACCUCCCGUUGAGGGGUCCUUCUUGGCCGUGUGGACAAGGGACAUCCAGCCUCGUGUCCACCCCGUGCCACCAGGGUCACCCGUGCUGGGUCCAGGACAUCUAAACCGGGACACGGCCAGGGCUGGCACUGGGGGAGCGAGGAGGAUUGGGGACCCCGUGGCCCCUGUUUGCAGCCAGGCCUGUUCACUCCCUCUUACUGGUCCCAGUGAGGCUUCAGCCGCUUCCCGGCCGGCACUGAACUCUCAAUAGACACGAAAGCCAUAUUUGUAGGGAGCUCUGGAGACGCCGUGGGGUGGCAGCGGGGCAGAGGACGGUCUGUGUUGUUGUGCUGUGUUCUUGUAUGUACAUAAAAGGGAGACGACGAACGUUGAUGUGACUUUAUAACCUUUCUAAUAUCCUGUGCUAAUCUCGGAAAAAAAAUAAUCCUAUAAAUAUAUCUGGAUUACACACGU